UCCAAGUGUUCGGUUCGCGGUGCAAGCACGGAGUAGAAAAUAAAAAAAACCACCAGCCCCAUCCCCUCUCAAUAACAAGGCGAAAAUGAGGUUACCACGAGCGAGUCCCGGGCGCCUUUUCCGUCACGGUUAUGACAGCGUUAACGUUAUAAUAUAAAAAGUUAAAUUUUGAGGCUCAUCGAGUGUGUGUUGACAAAAUGAGUAUAUCACAGGACAGCGGAGCCGUCAUUGUCUGCAGGGAGGUCUUUGACGAGGCCUCCCACCCGUCGAACGAAGAGAUUCUCGACUACGCGAGGCGGGUGGGCAUCGACCCUGAAACGGAAUCUCAUCUCCUCGAUCUUGCCCGCGAAGGCUUGAUGGCUCCGUUGCCGAAAGGUUGGACCCCUUGUCUCGACGAGAAUACCGGAUCUUGGUAUUAUUAUCAAGCAAGCACUAAAACAACGACUUGGGAGCACCCGUUGGAUGCAAAAAAUCGCGCCCUGGUCGAGCGGGCAAGAGCUUCUGGAACGCGCCAACACAGUCUUGACGAUGACUCAAAAACAACGGCUAAAGAAUUGGACUCUCACGAGGAGGCGAGCUUGCCAAAAGAGUCAAAGUUGGCAGGAGGAAUGACGAAGAUACCAACAAAGUUGGCUCCUUUGAGAAAAUCGUCGCUGGAUUCGAUCGUGCGUCCAAAGAAGGAGGCGAGUUUAUCCCACCGUCGAGUUUCGAUCGAGCCAGCGAAGCCUGAAAACCCGAAUUGUUCUCUGAUGACCGAUCGAGCAUCGCGGGAUUACACGAAGGUAGUUUUUCAAGAUCCAAAAUUUUACGAAACCCCUCGACUGCUCGGGAGCCCUGAGAGGGAAAUGAGGCUGAAGGAAAUCGUGAAAAGAUCGGAGUCCAUGAGCCCCAGAUACGAGAAAGACUGGGAACAACUCUCGAGCAGGUUCAACAGCGAGGAAAAUGUAAUCGACAUUGACAAACUGAGCGCGAGCUCGCUCACAAGAUCCGAGACUAAAUCGAGCAUCGAAAGAUUCGACAAGGAAAAACAUCCGCGGAAUUUGAGCCAGCAGAAAGAAUUGACCCUCACCGGGGGCGGUUUUAUGUUUCUGAAGAGCAACAGAAGCCGCGACACGACGCCCUGCCAAGACUCGGGGAAAAUUGACGACUUUCAACGAGCCUCCACUCCCGGUGACAAUUUUCCAAUCACUCCGGGAGAGAGACCCAAGUCGAUACUGCGCGAAAAACCACCAGAAAUUGUUACAGAAGAGAAAGCAACGACCGAUGAGGAACGUAAGAGCGUGCGUUUCGACCUUGAGAAACCACCGGACGACAUUAAAUUUACGUUCACAAGUUUCGAUGACGAGAACGACGACGAGGAGAAAAAGAUCGGGGCUAGCGAAGAGAAAGAAGGAAACGAGGAUAAUUCAGACUCUGAAUCGGUUGGCUCGGUCAAUUAUCGAUUACGAAAGAGCGAGCCCCUCAAUCAAAGUCUUCGGAGGGUGGAAUCUCAGCCUCGAAUAGGCCCGAUCGUUGGUAAGCGUGCGGCGAAUGCUUGGCUCAUGGAUUUGGACUCGAUGGUCCGGGAAUAUGGGGCCGAGGGCAAGAGUAACGAGCUGGAAGAAUCGAUCAACUCGAAGGAAGAAAAGCCAGCGGUGGAGGUCAAAUUGGACGCGGAAUCGGAAGCUGAAGAGCGAACGACCAGCCUCAAAGAGGAAGAGAGCGAAGGAAGGGAAAACUUGAUGUCCGACGGUGAUGGCAACGUUGAGAAAAAAAAUGGGGCAGAAGGAGAUGAGAAUGAGAAAAAUCAGGACGAAGCAACUUCGAAGCCCACGAAAAUCAUCGGUCGACGAUUCCUCGUUGAAAACGUUUCGGAAAAAGAGCAUUUGAGCCAAUUGUCGAAUAACGACUCCACCGACGUGGAUCAAGAUUAUUUGCCAAAAAAUAAAUUCAGCAAUAUUCGUAACAUUGAUAUUUAUUCCAAGAGCGAAAGUGAGAGCAGGAGUAGCAAUCAGGACGAGAGUAAGUCGAGUAUGUUGGAUGACAUUAGACGAAACAAAGAAAUUAUGUUGGAGAAUAUGAAACGCACCGAUCAGCGAGCAAAAAAGGACGAGCAGCGUGAGCGAGAGCAGGUUUACCAAAUGAUCAAACUGCGACAAGAUCUCGAAACGGUCAGCCAGGAACAGCAGAGGGGUCGAACGUCGUCGAGGUCAAACUCGAACGAGGUCAAAUCGGUGAUGCACAAACAGCACGAUCGUGAAUUGUUGUCGUACAAGAGGGAAUUGGAGGUGAGUUUGGCUCAUUCGAAACGACAGAUGGAGGAAAAUUUUGCCAUCGAGCGAGCCAAAUUCGAGGCUGAAAUGGAAAAACGAAUGGAAGAAUUGAGGAUUGAGCUGGGGAAAAAAGAAAAACAGGAGAUUGAGACGUUGAUCGCUGAAAUGGAUCAACUGAGGAAAGAAAACUUGAAGAAAGUUCGAAACGAGCUUGAAAUUUGCUACGAAAAGGAGAGACAAGAUAUUCUCGAAAACCUCAAAAUCGAACUUGAUCAAAGAAAGAGAGAAUUGCUGGAGCUGCGCAAUCAAGAAAUGGACAAAUUGCUCCACGAGCAUGAGAACAGCAUGGCGGAGGAAAAAGCUCUGAAACUUGCCGAGCUCGAAAUAAACAAACAACAGAAUGAGAAAAUCGAGGAAAUGAAGAAACAACUGGAAAAAGAAUUUGAUGACUUGAGAAACGAUCUGAGAACGCGACAGAGAGAAAAAAUUAUGAAGAUUACCGAGGACCAUGAAAAGUGCCUGGCAGAAAUUCUCAGGGAUUUCCGCAUGGACGAGAGCUUAGCGAGAAAAGUCUACAAACAGAGGCUGGAGGAAAUACGAUCAGACUUUUCCCGAGACACUGAGAAGGAAGCGAAAAAACAAGCGGAGCGAGUCAAUCGCCAGGAAACAGUUGAUUUCGAGAAAAUACGAUGCGAGAAGAGGCUGCUCGAGGACAAAUACAAAACUCUCAAGGACAAAUAUUCAAAAUUGAAAAACGACGUGAGAUUAGCCGUCGAGAGAAGAAGCAAGAGGAAGGAGGGGAAUGCGACGACUUCCGAAACCGAGAAAUCGACAUCAGUGAGGACGAGAACCGAUCGAACCGACUCGUCCGAUCAAAAGGCAUCGCCCACGAAUACACGCUCGAGCUCGAUCGUCAAUAACGCAGGAUAUCCAAGGGCCCAAAAACCAGGUUUCCAGCAGCAGCAGCAGCAGCAGCAACAGCAGCAGCCUGACUCAUCCAAUCCGAACAAAUCGCAGGCCGAAGAUUCAGAGUGCGGAGGGCGAUCAUCGACGGGAGGAUUUUCACGAGCAGCCAACCUAACAGCCGGGGAUUGUUCUUCAAGGUCAUCAGCAAAGUUUGAAUCGGAUGACGCGACGACAGCGAGUGAGACGGUCAAUUCGAACAUAUUGAAAAAUAAGAGAAAAUCCUUCGCCCGCAGAUCUUCGAGUUCGGUCAAACAAUCCCAAAACAACAAUAACAGUAGCACCAGCAACAACAACAAUAACAACAGCAGCAACGCCGCCAACGGGACGGAAAAUCCGGUGGAGAACAUUCGCAAACAGUUGGAGAAACUCGAGGAUCUUGGUGAUCAAUUGCCGAGUACCGAGACAGCUUACACUCUGCGCUAUCCGUUCCAGGACAAAACUCCUCCGAACACGUCCUCCGAACUGGAAUUCUUCAGACAUAGAAUCCACGUCGAAAGGGACUCGGUCAAAAGAGCCAGGGAAGCUCUCAGGGUCCAGCGAAGUGCGUUUCAGAGUCGUCAGAGAGCGUGGAAGCAAAAGAGCGUCAGAGCAACGCUGGAGCAGCUUGUCCAAGAGGAACGCGAACUCUCAGACAUGGAAGUGAGCCUUCAUCGAACGAGGAGUCUUCUAGGCGAGAAAGUCAUUUAUCUCCGACACUUGGAACAAUCCCUGGAAAGGGUUGCGAACACCAAGCGAAACGAGACCGAGUCAGUGCCCUUGAAAAGCGACGAGAUGACAUUGAGCGACAUGUCCAGUGCCAGCAGCGGUUUCAGCUCCACUGACCUUGCUAGUGACACUUUCAUCGGCAACAAACCGGAUCAUUAUCAAGAAUCUACAGAAAUAAUAGCCAGUUUGGAAAAUCUCAAUUCUGAGAUUCGCGAGAUUUGGGGCGUUCUCAACAAACGCCAGGACAACAAUAUUCCCCCACCGCCCACGCUCAUGUACUCGGAUCUUGGAUGGCUUCCUUUUCAACAUUUGACCACCCAAUCGAACAAUGUGCAGGGAUUCGGGACACCGAAUAUCCAGUCGAACAUUUUGUCCCAACUGACCGCGUCUCAUCCACCGACAACAACGACUCAGAAUAUAAUAGCUCAGUACGGUCCGACGAGUGGUUUCACCACGAGCGUUGGUACGGUCGAGCGUGGUGGAGCAUCGAGUUUAAUCGAGAGAACGAGGCACAUGAGGGAUUGGUUGAGGCAGGCGAGGAUCGAGACCACGGACCCGAUGAGUCCUGGUCAAGCGACUCUCUAAGCGAUAUUCAGUUAGCCAUUUAGUUAUCUCUCAACUAUCGAAACGUGCUAUUCCUGGGAAGGAAUUAUUGCAGAAGUUUCCACUUCGAUGCUAUCGAGAAAUACUGAGGCAUCUGGCACUGAAGAAGCAACAAUCAACAAUUGGUCGAAACUUUUUUUAUUUUACAUUUUAAUUAUUCUCACUAUUGGCCCGAAUAUGCGAUCAGAUCGAGCGUGUAUUUUACCCCCGUAAACACCCACUUCGUACUCAAAUAAUUAUUAAAUAUUUAUCAACCCGGACACAAGUCCGAUAAUUGGUCAACGAAUCAGGGAUCAGGUCAACCUUCGAAUGACUGUAUUUUUCAACUUAUCAUUAAUUCUCCAACGUCGUCAAACAAACUCAAUUGAGCAUUGUCAUUGCGACACCGUCGUCGAACGAUCGUUCCCCGAUGCCUUAUCCCUGUUGUAAAUAAUCGAGUACUCGAAAAAGCCUUCGGUCCAUUCGAAGACCCAUCGAGAACGAAGAAAAACUUGUUUCAAGAGACUUUUAUUCAAAUCUGUGUACAACUUUUCCAUUCGUUUUUCUUACCAUUCAAUUGUAUCAUAUUUAACCACUACUACGGACUGUAUUAUAAAAUGUACGUUUUAUGAGCAUACGUACGAAGAUUGAUUUAAAGAAAAGACUUCGACAAAAUCAGUCGUUUAAAUGCUCUCGGACUGCGUUGAGUGCAGUUGGAAAAAGCAAUCGAAAUUUCAACAGAAUUUAACACUAGGAGGCAAGAUUGAAACACUUUUUUUUCUACUGCAGACUUGAUUAUUUUUUCGAAACCUUUUCGAGCCCCGCUUUAUUUCAUAUACACGUGUAAAUACAUAGAAAUAUUUGCAGAUUAUUUAUAGAGAACGUCGUCGGGUCUCGAUUAUUCCUCAGGUUCGUCGCACGAUUAUACAAAUGAACAUUUAUAUGUACAAUUAUAUACGUGUACAUUUCGAUUGCCAAAAAUUUAACGAUUACAAUAAGAAGAUACAGGUCGAUAUGUAUGAUAACGAAAACUGGAAAAGAUAAAAGAUUACGAAUUUGCCAAAUCUCAUCGAAAUAAUAAUAUCUCAUUGCGUACUCAUUGUUUAAUGGAGAGUAAAAAGCUGAAGAAUCAUUGUAGAUAAGAGAAUCCUCUUUUAGCUGUAAGAGAAACUAUCGAGUCAGCCAAUAAGAAUAAUUUGAAAUUUCACGAUUUUCAUUAGAAGACCAGUAGUGAACCGUCCUUUAGAUUAUAAAAAAAUAUGAUUACUCUAGUCACUAGUCUCGAGCCCAAUGAAAUCGAAUGUACGUCAUCCCACUCAAUGAAUUCGCACCUAAUCAAUCGAGUUAUUACAUUUUAAUCGCUACUACCAAAAGUAAGAACAAAUAAUCAAAAUUUUUUGAAAUAUUUCUCUAGUCUGUUCUGUGCUGAUCGAGCCAAUGAUAAGAUUGCAAUCUAUGAUCCGGUCAUAGCUUUUUAUUGCAAAGGUGCGCGACAGUCAGAUCUUUGAAAAUGAAUUGUUGUUCGGUUUAAUCGUUUUUCACACCUUUAUUUUUUAUAUUUCGCAUUUAUGUUUGUCGAAUAAAGUGAAAUUGUUUUGUUUUAAA
This is a messenger RNA of Venturia canescens, 6110 nucleotides long. RefSeq names its product centrosomal protein 164 (gene Cep164). Gene Ontology annotation, molecular function: protein binding. The transcript has 10 exons. Bases 198 to 4508 code for a protein of 1436 amino acids. Lineage: Eukaryota; Metazoa; Arthropoda; Insecta; Hymenoptera; Ichneumonidae. The record is from RefSeq and is a predicted model, not a curated record.